Molecule: messenger RNA, 1588 nt
Organism: Salvia splendens (bonfire salvia)
Lineage: Eukaryota; Viridiplantae; Streptophyta; Magnoliopsida; Lamiales; Lamiaceae
Product: phenylacetaldehyde reductase
Exons: 6
Coding region: 497-1381 (294 amino acids)
Molecular function (GO): oxidoreductase activity, acting on the CH-OH group of donors, NAD or NADP as acceptor
Source: RefSeq, a predicted model, not a curated record
ACUAUUUGCUUUUCAACAUCUCUGCUCCUAUUUACAUUGUUUUCCACUUCACUUUAUUUCUGGAUUCACUUUAUUUUUCAUAUCACAUUUUUAAUUACCCUUAUUGUUUCUCUGAACCGAAUUCGACUAGUCUUUGCCCUAACUUUUGCGAGGUUAAUUAGUGCAGAGAGUGGUUUUACUGUAUUUUGCCUUAAUCUGUAUGUUUCCACGAAGCGAGCUGGCAACAGAUCAAUAAAGUAGCUGAAGCUUCUCAAUUAAUCAAAUUGCUCUAGAUCCUGUAGUUCAGCGGUGAUCUUCGCCAAGUUAAUUAAUCUUGAGUAUUAGGAGUACUAUUUGAGAUAAAUUAGAUUAAAUGAUGCAGGAUGGCUCCACUCCUUGUUUAAAUUUCUAUGACCUUUCCUUUGAGCUACGAACAUGGACUGUGAUGAUUCAUUGCAUAGAACUUCACCUUUGGGAUCUUAAGGAGUUACCAUAAGUUUAAAAUAGAUUUUAAGCCAUGAAACAGAAGUUAGAUAGAACUGAUAAUCCAAAGAAGACUCAACACCUACUCGAACUUGAUGGGGCAAAGGAGAGACUUAAUUUGAUUAAAGCAGAUCUUCUGGAAGAAGGCUCAUUUGAUGCUGUAGUUGACGGAUGCGAUGGUGUUUUUCAUACUGCAUCCCCAUUUUUCAUUGGAACCAAUGAUCCACAGGCAGAUUUGAUUGAUCCUGCAUUAAAAGGGACACUCAAUGUGCUUGGAUCAUGUGCAAGGACACCAUCCAUCAAAAGGGUUGUUUUAACAUCUUCCAUAGCUGCAGUUUUUGCCAAUGGCAGACCUCGAACACCUGAAGUUGUAGUUGAUGAGACUUGGUGGUCUGACCCAGACUUUUGCAAAACGAUGCAGCAAUGGUAUAUGCUUUCAAAGACAUUGGCCGAAGAUGCUGCAUGGAAAUUUGUGAAAGAGAAAGGUAUCGACAUGGUUGCAAUAAACCCUUCUAUGGUAAUCGGUCCGCUCCUGCAGCCAACUCUCAACACAAGUUCUACUUCAAUUUUAAACUUGAUAAAUGGUGCGGAAACGUAUCAAAAUGCCGUAGUUGGAUGGGUGGAUGUACGAGAUGUUGCCAACGCGCACAUUUUGGCUUUCGAGGACCCUGCAGCUAAUGGAAGAUACUGCACAGUGGGGAGAGUUGCACACUACUCAGAAUUGGUGAAGAUAUUACAAGAACUCGAUCCUACUUUGCAUCUUCCUGAAAAGCGUGCGGAUGACAAGCCUUUGAUGCCUACAUAUCAGGUUUCGAAGGAAAGAGCAAAAAGCCUAGGCGUUGAGUUCACCCCUCUUGAAGAAACCCUCAAGCUAACUGUUGAAAGCUUGAAGGAGAAGGGCUUCUUUAAACCUGCCUAAAAUGUGCACUUACUAAAAAAGAGACUGACAAUUGUGCUUGUCUACAAUCUACACUGCCUUAAUUGUGUGAUGAAUUUAGUCUGGUACUAGUGAAGUCGCAGUCUCAUGUAUGUACAAAUGUUUUUCUCUUUCUUUAUUUGUGGAGUGGCUUGUGAAUUUAUACAUUUGAUCCUUCUUACGAUUGGCUAAAGAAUUGUUUCUGUAAAA